CGUAAUAAGACAAGAACGUGACCACGCCGAGAAAAUGUCGUAAUCGAUGCUCAGCUCGCCCUUAAAGACUUUAAAAAACAUUCGGAGCCUUCCAUUUUUUUGAAGUUGCGUCCGUGUAAGUUGUCGGGUACCUGCUCGGUCUCUUUAUGGGCCGCACACAAACACGGAGGUUCGUUUGAGGAAGUGAAGAAUGUGAAGAGGCGACGAUGUGCUCCACGCAAAGCAACGCGGAGCUCCAGCCGACCGCCUCCGACCCGGCGCUCAUCCUGGAGCUGAAGACGCGGCGACCUCCGUCCCUGGAAGGCCGACCCGGGUGCGAGACCUGGAGCGUGGACUUUUCCCCCGACGGAGCCUGGUUCGCCUGGUCCAUGGGACACGGCAUCGUGUGGGUGGUCGCCUGGCCCCUCGACUCAGAAGAAUGUCAGGACGGGGGUGUGGACCGAGGAGACAAGAGCUUCAGCUGUGGCCAUCCAGUUUGGGGACUCGCUUUCGGACCCAGACCUCCAAAGGCGACUGCAGCCCGGACAGGCGGUGCUAAACCAGCACCAAAAGGGAACAACAGUUUACUUCUGGCCACAGGCUUGGAAAACGGCGUGAUCAAAAUCUGGAACGUUCUCACAGGCGUCGCCGUGUUUGACCUCCACGGCCACGAAGGCGUCGUCCGACACCUGGCGUUUCCUCGGAACGGGACGCUCAUGCUCGUCUCCUCUUCCCGGGACAAGACGUUGAGGAUAUGGGACCUGGCGCACAAAGGUAAGAAGGCGCACGUGCUGUUGGGUCACAAGGACUGGAUCAGCUGCUGCAGCGUGUCGCCAGACUGCAGCAUGAUAGCCACGGUGGGCAGGUUUGACAGAAUGGUGUGCCUGUGGAGUCUGCGCUCAUACACCUUCAUCAGGAACCUAACGGGCGGCGACCACAAGACCCUGUACCUGCUCUCCUCCUGCGACUUCUCCCCCGACGGCGCCCUGUUGGCCACGGCGGCCUUCAGCGGCGCCAGCUGGUGGAUCGACCUGUGGGAUCCGUACACCGCCGAGAAGCUGGCCACUCUGGUAGACUACUUUGAGGGCUACGGGCAAAACCAGCUUUCUUCCAUCCAGUUUUCACCAAACGGCUUGCACCUCUCCAUUGUGACUGAAAAAAGACCACUUUGCAUCUGGGAGCCGGGCAAACCGGGCAUGGUCAUGCAGACCAGAGCUGACAGGGAUUCUAAUGGACUGUGCUGCAACUACCAUCCACAAGGUGGGGUGGUCGCCACAGGCACCCGCGAUGGCCACGUGCGGUUCUGGAAGGCGCCCCGGACCGUGCCCAACCUGCGCCACCUUUGCCGCUCCAUCCUGCGGCACUCGGUGUCCACGCACCAGAUGGAGCCGCUGCCCCUCCCCAAGAGGAUCCUGGAGUACCUCACAUACCGCGACAUCCCUGACUGCUUUACGGACCGCCGAGCCUCAUCAGACACCACUUGGCGGCAAACUUAAGAGAAAAAGAGGAAGCCCUGCCUUUUUUUAAGCAACACAGCGGGCCUCAUUUACAGCUAGUGAUUGUUUAACUGCCUCAUGAUGAAAAUGUUUAGUUUGUUUGUUUGUUAGAUUUUAAUGGAGCCUGUCGUUUGAUUGGCUGAGACAUUCCCACACUAAAGUUUUAUUGCACUAGCAAGUCACUGUUAAAUGAUAUAUAUUCUUAAAUAUAUAUAAUACUGCUGCUAAUUUAUUUUGUAUAUAGGAAAUGUGUUUCUAAUGUUCCACCUCUGAUCUCAUGCACCACUACUGUACCGGCAUGCUAACUGCUGCAUAAACGAACCACAGGAAGUAGUUUUAUUAAAAACAUUUACGCACA
Molecule: messenger RNA, 1833 nt
Organism: Entelurus aequoreus (snake pipefish)
Lineage: Eukaryota; Metazoa; Chordata; Actinopteri; Syngnathiformes; Syngnathidae
Gene: wsb2
Product: WD repeat and SOCS box containing 2
Exons: 9
Coding region: 207-1475 (422 amino acids)
Biological process (GO): intracellular signal transduction
Molecular function (GO): protein binding
Source: RefSeq, a predicted model, not a curated record